Messenger RNA from Glycine soja, 1779 nucleotides. Its product is annotated as zinc finger CCCH domain-containing protein 11-like. Gene Ontology annotation, cellular component: cytosol. The record is from RefSeq and is a predicted model, not a curated record. Bases 287 to 1372 code for a protein of 361 amino acids. The transcript has 8 exons. Gene Ontology annotation, molecular function: metal ion binding; mRNA binding. NCBI's taxonomy places the organism in Eukaryota, Viridiplantae, Streptophyta, Magnoliopsida, Fabales, Fabaceae. Gene Ontology annotation, biological process: cytoplasmic translation.
AUUCAGUGACCUAACGAGUGUGCAUUUGAGGGGUAGAUCGGGAAUUGGAACUCUUUCGUAAGUUCUGGAAUCUACACCACCCCAUCUACGCUCUAAACUCCGAUCCCUAACUUAACCUAACCAGACAUCUUCCUCGCCUCUGCCAGGCACAUCGUCCUACGCCACACAAACACCACACAGAUCGUUCCUUCACAUCUUACCCUAAUUUGAUUAUUCCCCAAUUUCAUCGAACCAAUAAAUUAUAUAUAAAUAUAUUUUUAUUUUUAUUUUUUGAUGCCGAUAAAAAAUGCCGCCAAAGCAGCAAUCAAAAGCUGAUUUAGCGAAGAAGCAGAAGAUUGUAGAGGACAAAACCUUCGGUCUCAAGAACAAGAACAAGAGUAAAAACGUCCAGAAGUAUGUUCAGAAUCUCAAGCAAUCCGUGCAGCCAAGGCCCGAUACCGCCAAAGUCGAUGCCAAGAAAAAGAAGGAGGAGGAGAAGGCCAAGGAGAAGGAGCUAAAUGAUUUGUUCAAAAUCGCUGUUACUCAACCCAAAGUGCCUGUUGGUGUUGAUCCCAAGUCCAUAUUAUGUGAGUUUUAUAAAGUGGGGCAGUGUGCCAAGGGCUUCAAAUGCAAGUUCUCGCAUGAUUUGAAUGUUCAGAGGAAAGGGGAGAAGAUUGACAUUUACAGUGAUAAGCGUGACCAGGAAACAAUGGAGGAUUGGGAUCAAGAGACCUUGGAGAAGGUGGUGGAGUCAAAGAAAACUGAGUAUAAUCAGAAUAAACCAACUGACAUAGUCUGUAAAUACUUUUUGGAUGCAGUAGAAAAGAAGCAAUAUGGUUGGUUUUGGGUCUGCCCCAAUGGUGGUAAGAAUUGCCAUUAUAGACAUGCUCUUCCACCUGGUUAUGUUUUGAAAUCUCAAAUGAAGGCUUUGUUAGAGGAAGAAAGUGAAAAAAUAUCAAUUGAAGAGGAGAUUGAAAAUCAGCGUGCCAAAGUGGCAACUACAACUCCUAUGACUCCUGAGUUAUUCUUUGAGUGGAAGAAGAAGAAGAUAGAAGAGAGAGAUGCCAAUAUAGCUGCACAACAGGCUGAGAGGGCUAAGAAUGAUCGCAUGAGUGGUCGGGAGCUAUUUUUGUCAAAUGCUAGCUUGUUUGUGGAUGAUGCAGAAGCAUAUGACGUGUACCAGAGAGAACCAGAAUCUUAUGAAACUGAAGAGAAUGGGAGUAGGAAUGCUGCAGAAGAUGGUCCCAGCUCCUCAGCAACAGCCGCUGCUGAUGGUGAUUAUCUUGAUGACAUAGAUGACGAUGACGAGUUGGACAUGGAUGAGUUAGAAGAAUUGGAAGCAAGCUUAUCCAAGACAUCAAUCCUAAUAAAGGAAACAGGAGCUGAAGCUUAAUCCUGAGAGUUUGUCGCAAUCUUCAUGUGAUAUUUUUAUGCCUCUGCUGAACAAUAGAGCAUUUGCCUGUAGCCACUCGCUCUCCUUGCUUUCAUGGAAGGUUUUUGAAUGAAGGCUGUGGAGAUAAUGAAAUUACUAUUUGCUGCAUCGCAUUUGGUAUGAAUAGUGGCUGUUUGGUAUAAUCCACUUUCCUUUUUUGUUAGAUCUCUUAUUGGACCUUAGACAGACAUUUUUGUUGUUUGAAAUAAGUAGUCUUGUGCAGACUGUACCUGAUUUGUACAUGAGUUUCCUUAUGUCGAAAAGGUGUCUUUAGUUGUUGUCGCGCUUGUGAUUUUCUUGAAACCAUCAAAGCAUAAAGUGGUAUUUGUUAUGUUAUGAAUGCUAUAGCUAGAUACCUUGGGGCUUUA